Messenger RNA from Scophthalmus maximus (turbot), 4924 nucleotides. It is a transcript of the gene b4galt3, whose product is annotated as UDP-Gal:betaGlcNAc beta 1,4- galactosyltransferase, polypeptide 3. Bases 750 to 2045 code for a protein of 431 amino acids. Lineage: Eukaryota; Metazoa; Chordata; Actinopteri; Pleuronectiformes; Scophthalmidae. Gene Ontology annotation, molecular function: glycosyltransferase activity. Gene Ontology annotation, biological process: carbohydrate metabolic process; galactosylceramide biosynthetic process. The transcript is spliced from 8 exons. The record is from RefSeq and is a predicted model, not a curated record.
GGCAAAAAAACAAAACACAAAUUCUUUUCCAUAUUCAAAUCUGCCGCGCGUCACGGCGCGUCACGGCGCGUCAUGGCGCUGCGCUGCGCCGCGCUGCGCUGCGCCCCUUGGCACAGCCGCGUUCCGAUAAGGAAGAGCGCACUCGCCCGUGUUGUGUUGACACUGGACGGAGAUGCGGCGAUGCUCUUGCGUGUGAAAGCGUCCGCAGCGCCCUCUAAGCAGCAACGGGGAGAUUUCGCCUCGGAGGAGGAGGAGGAGGAGGAGGAGUGUCCAGCAUCAGUGGGGAAGAGGAAACCAAAAAAAACCACCCCUUAUCUUUUGGUCCAUCGCGUCCACUCGGAGGCAGCGGCCCGUCGAUCCGCCAGAGGAAGCCGAGCUCUGGAGUUGAAUCUCGCAGGGAUGUGCUGAAAGCUUGAGGAUGAAAGGAGGAAGGAGGAGAGAGAUGGAGCGAGCCCUUAACGGCCCGGAACAGGUUUUAAUUAGACCCUUCUUUUAAAAUCAGGGACGUCUGGUCAGGAGGUGAUGGCAGUGCUGACUGAGCUUCACCACUACUAUUACCCAUUCCUACUGAUGGACACCCGCCACCUGUACGCCUGAGCCUGUACCCAGCACUGCCCUCCCCCCGCUCCUUCUGCCUCUCCUUGCUCAUUUCCUUCUUCUUCCUCCGCCCUCCUCAUUUCUCCUCCUCUCCUUCCUUUCAAUUUCCCCACCUGGAUUUUUACCGUAUCUCUGCGAUCGUAUACUUUAUCAUGGCGUACUGUGGCCGCUCUCUGGACUCCCCGUGCACACUAGCCCUGCUGGUGGGCUUCCAGUUUGCCUUUGUCCUCUAUUUCUCCCUCGGGGGCUUCAGGGGCUUAGUGUCUGUCCUGGUGCACACCACGGAGCCGGAGUUCGACUACUCUCGACCUCACGACGUCUACACCAACCUCAGUCACCUGGGAGCGCCGCCUCCCCCGCCUCGCAACUCCGGGACCGGACCCCCUGCCACUGCACCACCGCUGAGAGACUGCCAGAUCCCGUCCCCGCUGCUGGUCGGACCUGUGUCCGUCCAUCUCUUCUCUCCUCUGUCCCUGGAGGAGAUCAGACAGAGGAAUCCGUUAGUGUUGCCGGGCGGACGCUACCACCCUCCAGACUGUGAGACCCGCCACCACACGGCAAUAGUGGUACCGUACCGGAACCGACAGACACACCUCCGUGCCCUGCUCUACCACCUCCACCCCUUCCUGCAGAGACAGCAGAUCCACUACAGCAUCUAUAUAGUGCAGCAGUGGGGGAACAGCACUUUUAACCGAGCCAAGCUGCUCAACGUCGGGGUGCGGGAGGCCCUCAGAGACGAAGACUGGAGCUGCAUCUUCCUGCACGACGUCGACUUACUGCCCGAGAACGACCACAACACCUACACCUGCCACAAACAGUUCCCCACACACCUGUCUGUGGCCAUGGACAAGUUCAGAUACAGGCUGCCCUACCCACAGUAUUUCGGUGGGGUUUCUGCAGUGACCCCUGACCAGUACAUGAAGAUGAAUGGUUUCCCCAACCAGUACUGGGGCUGGGGUGGAGAGGACGAUGACAUUGCUGCCAGAGUGCGUCUGUCUGGCAUGAAGAUUGUGCGUCCUCCAGUGGCCAUUGGUCAUUACAAGAUGAUCAAGCAUAAAGGAGACAGAGGCAAUGAGCAAAAUCCACGCAGGUUUGACCUUCUCAAAAGGACCAGGCUGAACUGGCGCGCCGAUGGCCUCAACUCUCUGAACUAUGAGCUCCUCUCUAGGGAGCUGGAGCCCCUCUACACCAACCUCACUGUCAACAUUGGAGAAGACCCCCGUCUGCCGCAGGGGAAAGCACCCAUCCCUUUGAAAACAACCACCCCCGUCCACCAACGUAGCACCAGCGAGGACCAGGACACAGCCAAACAGGAAAAGAGACAACAGAGCAGAGGGUCUUUGGCGGCAAAUGUGACCGUGGCCAAGUCGCUCGGCAAAAACACAAAACCUUCUCAGUCCAAAACAGCAAAUCAAACGACACACAAAGAGACGCGUGUGAUGACAUAAGAUGAGGUGAAUGAUAACGAGACUGCAUCACAUCUGUAGCAGAGAGGGUCUUCCCCUCUUCAUCUUGAUCUGAGAGACCAAACGGAGGAAUGCAGUUUUUCGAUCUGUUCUGCUGUGGGACUUGAAGUACACCAGCUUCUUGUGCUCAGUGCAGGUUAGUGAUAGUAAAGCAAUGGCUCAAAUGAACAAGACGCUCUACGGGGGGGGAAUCGGGAUCACGACUGAGUCGCCUCUUGGUUUAUCCUCCACUGAACGCGGCUGAAUGGUGUCCGACUCGGACAUCUCCACGUAGAGGUCCAAAAUACCAACUUAAUUAAAACGAGACGGCGAAUACAUAAAUCCCUUUUUCCAGACAUCGCAACUUGUAAGCAACCCACCUGCUGCCAGCAGACCUUCAGCUUCAUCAAGUCCGCUGCCAAAAAAACGCUGCUGUCAGUCCGUCCCACGACACAGUGGGUUUGUGUUUCUGUGCCUUCUAUCUUUUAUGCGCAUUUUAUAGACUGGGAUAUUUGCUUUUAGACGCUGACCUGGGGUUAAUUUGACCUUUCCUGUCCCGUGCGGUUCAAACAGAUUAGAAUGCAGGGAGGUUAAAGCUGAUCCUAGAUCCGAACUGCUCCAGGACUGCCGUUUUAUAUCCGUGUGCACUGAUCUAACGUUGACCAACUCCAUAGUCAUCAGACAAUUCUAGAGUUUAUAUUUAUAUAGAGACUUCUUUAUUUGUUUACUGGUUUGUUUUACUUGUCCGUCCUUACAGUCUGGUGCCUCUCUCUGUCUCUCUCUCUCUUACAUUUAGUUUCUAGACAAUCAAAAGAUAGCUCUGUAUCCAACCACAUAGCAAAAGUGAGGAUAUAUCGUGACUAUCUUUACGCCUGUCAGAUAAACAUAGACUUGGCAUGAUAGCUGUUGUCCUUGUUUGACUAUACUCUUUAUACAUGGAUAGACCUGUGUGUCUAAUAUUAUCUGUGGUUUUAUAAUUUUUCUUUUAGAUAAGUCUGGUAUUGUUAAAGACAAUACUGUAGGCAUGUGACUACACAGAGUCAGAUUAUGUUUCAAUAACAAAAGGGUUCAUAUAGCAACAAUACAGCACUGUGUAUAGAUGUAGGCGAGCGUCGUACUAGGAGGCCUGAUGUCUUCACUAACUGUCUUUCAGUGUAUUGUGAAAAUCUCAGUGCAUCUAAAAGCUAUAAAAAAAACUACUGUGUCUCUCUUUCUCGCUAGUAAGGAAACGAGGAAGAAGAAAACUUGUGUAUUACACAGAGAAUAAAUCUCUUUUUUUUAUGAGGACACCAAAACAUGCAGAUUGGUAGUUUGUGUUGACAGCUCAAUUAGCAUCAACUCAUGUGAUAUAAAAGCCACUUAAUCGCUCUUUUUUAUGGUCAUAUCAACCAUUUGGUAUGUAUUAUUUUGAGUGUCCCUCCUUGUUUACCUGUUAUGAUCUUUUUUCUUUUUUUUAGGUGAGGUGCUUACUUUGAAGCUGAACACUGGUAGGCUGUAGGAUGUCUUGCUGCUAUAUGACUGGGGGAACUGUACAACUAAAUUGUUUGAAAUAUGACAUAUUGUUACAUGGCGUGGAAGCAUUUUAUCACAUCAUCAUGUAAUGAAUGUAUUUAAUUUAUCAAUUUAUUUAUUGUGUCACUGAUAAGAGCUAAAUGCACAUGCGUCUGAUGUGAUUUUGCAGUGCGGACGUAUUUCAGGGCUCGAGACAGAAGAGCAGAUUAUGACCCCUUUAUACCACAUCCUCGUUCACUCGCGUUAACUUUGUGCCUCAUGAAAUAAAUCCACAGGAUUGAAGGCAAACUGCUGGAUUAUAUGUGGGCGCCCCCAAGUGGCACAGUGUGGCAAAUUGCGCCAUCUGAGAGAAAACAAGGACUGAAUGAAACUGCAGCGUUGUGACAUGAAUGUUAAUUAUUGACGUUGGCCACUUACAGGUUUCAGCCGAUCGAGUCUUUGCACUGCUCUGCGUAGAGGGUUUCUCGUUUGUGUCCUAUCAGAUGAGUGAUCCUGCCAGUUUAAAGGUGUAGAACAGUUCUCUUAUAAUAGAACCCCCAAACAAAAACAAUACAUGGCAUGUGUUUCAUGAAUGGAUAUAGUUUUAGAGAUGGAAUCUAUGUUUAUUUAUGGAGAAAUAUUACCCGUUUCAACAAAGUGCUGUACAAAGAAAUUGUCCUGACCAGAGUAUAUAGAGAGACGAUAAGACCAAAUUUCUUAGCUUUAUACAACAUCAUUACUGAGUUGCAUAUCAACUGAUAAUAUAUCCUCCAUUCAUCAUGUCGCCUGGGAUAAUAUGCCUAAAUGAUGUGAAGCAGUGACACACUGAAGGCUUUUAAGGGUGUUGUGUAAUUUCAGCAGAUUAAUCGGCAACCUGUGUGCUUAGUUACCUUGAGAUUGUUACUAUAUUUAAUAAAUAGGCUAGUUUUUAUAAAGGACAUGCCAUAGAAGUGUGGGAAAUAUAAACGGUGAAGUUUAAAGGAGUCAGUAAACAGGAUUGGGACUUCUCUGUAACUUUUUAUUUAAUUUUUUAUCAUGAGCUAAUUCUGUCAUUAAUUUCUCACACGUUUGAGAAAUGUAAAGGCAGUUGAGGAGAAGUGCAUUCCUGGCAAAUAAGAAAUUAUUAAUAAGUUAUCACUUAUAAGGAAGUACUAUAAUGUUUGCAUCACCCGUUCAUGCCUCUCCUCAUCUUGGGUUGCUUUGUUUGCUGACCUUGUCUUGAAGAUGAAAGAUUGUGUUAGUGUGUGUGUUUGUGUGUGUGUGUGUGUUCAUGUGUUGGUUUGUGCAGAGAGCAUGGUCAGCAAAAAAAGGCAACAGAAGCAGUGAACUACAAUGGAUGGUAUGAUGGCAGUCAGCAAAUAUGUAUACCAAUAAAAACCCAUAAUCUAAAA